AUCUCAUUGGUCGACGGACCAGUCUUGAGCACGCGCGUCGUUCCGACGCCGGGUAUCGAAAAGCCAUGAGGCUGCUGAUUUCCUGUUAGCGAGCCGGCACGCUCAGCGGAGGCAGUGAAGUUUACCAUUCUCCAAGACCAUCCUAUCAUUCCUGUUCCCCAGUCACAAUGCCGUCCGAUUUGGCCAAGAAGAAGGCAGCGAAGAAGAAGGAGGCAGCCAAGGCCCGUCAAAGGCCCAAAAAAGCAGAAGAAAUGAAUGGAGAAGGGGAGAAACCAGAGAGCCAAGAAAACGGUGUAUAUGAUGGAGUAGCGAGCCUUACCAAGGAACUGGAUGAGUUUGAGUUGGCAAAGACAGAAGCACGUGCUGUUACGGGGGUGCUGGCGUCUCAUCCAAACAGCACAGAUGUUCACAUCAGCAGUCUCUCUCUAACUUUCCAUGGGCAGGAGCUGCUCAGCGAUACCUCCCUGGAGCUCAACUCGGGUCGUCGCUACGGCCUUAUCGGCCUCAACGGAACCGGUAAAUCUAUGUUGCUGUCAGCUAUCGGUCACCGAGAGGUGCCAAUUCCAGAGCACAUUGACAUUUACCACUUGCAGCGUGAAAUGGCUCCUAGUGAGAAGACUGCCCUGCAGUGUGUGAUGGAGGUGGACGAGGAGAGGAUCAAGCUGGAGAGAGAGGCAGAGAGGCUUGCGCACGAGGACUCCUCGUGUGAGAAGUUGAUGGAGCUGUACGAACGACUGGAGGAGCUGGACGCAGACAAGGCAGAGAUGCGAGCGUCCCGCAUUCUUCAUGGCCUCGGCUUCACCAAGGCAAUGCAGCAGAAGAAGCUGAAAGACUUCAGUGGUGGCUGGAGGAUGCGUGUUGCUCUUGCCAGAGCCCUGUUCCUCAAACCCUUUAUGCUGCUCAUGGACGAACCUACCAACCACUUGGACUUGGAUGCGUGCGUGUGGCUGGAGGAAGAACUAAAGGAAUUCAAACGAAUUUUAGUUUUGAUCUCCCAUUCUCAAGAUUUCCUCAAUGGCGUGUGCACCAACAUCAUCCACCUGCACCAACGCAAACUGAAAUACUACACGGGUAAUUAUGACCAGUAUGUUAAAACCAGAGAAGAACUGGAGGAGAACCAGAUGAAACGCUUUAACUGGGAGCAGGACCAGAUUGCACAUAUGAAGAAUUACAUUGCACGGUUCGGUCACGGUUCAGCCAAGCUGGCCAGGCAGGCGCAGAGCAAAGAGAAAACGCUGCAGAAAAUGGUGGCCUCAGGGCUGACUGAACGUGUAGUGAAUGACAAGACGCUGUCGUUUUACUUUCCUUCCUGUGGGAAGAUCCCUCCUCCAGUCAUCAUGGUUCAGAACGUCGGCUUCAGAUACUCGGAUAGUACGCCAGUCAUUUAUAAAAAUCUAGAGUUUGGGAUUGACCUGGAUACCCGAGUGGCCCUUGUGGGGCCCAACGGAGCUGGCAAAUCCACACUACUGAAGUUGCUCACAGGGGAGCUUCUCCCCACCGACGGUAUGAUCAGAAAACACUCCCACGUCAAGAUCGGCAGAUAUCACCAGCAUCUGACAGAGCAGUUGGAUCUGGACUUGUCCCCUCUGGAGUACAUGAUGAAGUGUUACCCAGAGAUCAAAGAGAGAGAGGAGAUGAGAAAGAUCAUCGGACGCUAUGGACUCACUGGCAAGCAGCAGGUGAGUCCCAUCAGGAAUCUCUCGGAUGGUCAGAAAUGUCGCGUGUGCUUUGCUUGGUUGGCCUGGCAGCACCCACACAUGCUUUUCCUGGACGAGCCCACCAAUCACUUGGACAUUGAAACCAUCGACGCACUUGCUGAGGCCAUUAACGACUUUGAAGGGGGCAUGAUGCUGGUCAGCCACGAUUUCAGACUCAUUCAGCAGGUCGCUCAGGAGAUCUGGGUUUGUCAAAAUCAGACCAUCACCAAAUGGAGUCAGGACAUCUUGGCCUACAAAGAACAUCUGAAAUCUAAAAUCGAUAAAAAUGUGUAAAGCAUACCCUGCCUUGCCCAUCCAAGGACGUCAGCAUCUCUACUACUUCACAUCAUGGCAAAGCAUGCAUAGACAUCUACUGUUUUGCGUUUUUGUUGUCUAAAAUAAGAAUCUAAACAGGUGUGCACUUAAGCAAAUUUUCAGGACAUUUCACUUUGGUUUUUGUUUUUUGUCAAAUCCCCCCCCCCUCCCCACCCCGUUGUUUUUUUUAAACAAUGUGUCACCAGUGCAAAUGCUGAUGUCACUAUGUAUACAUGGGCUCUUAUUGAGCUUUUAUUUUUCAAGUAUUUAAGGCUAUAUCUGCAAUAAUGGAUGAGCAUAACUAAAUAAAAAAUACCUUUGUCAGUA
This is a messenger RNA of Silurus meridionalis, 2339 nucleotides long. RefSeq names its product ATP-binding cassette, sub-family F (GCN20), member 2a (gene abcf2a). Gene Ontology annotation, molecular function: ATP binding; ATP hydrolysis activity. The transcript has 15 exons. Bases 168 to 1991 code for a protein of 607 amino acids. The record is from RefSeq and is a predicted model, not a curated record. Lineage: Eukaryota; Metazoa; Chordata; Actinopteri; Siluriformes; Siluridae.